AUGGAAUUCUCGAGUAAUAUGUCUGAUGCAGACAAUCGUGUGAUACUGAACGUAGGGGGCAUCCGGCACGAAACUUAUAAGGCCACCCUGAAGAAAAUUCCAGCUACUCGCUUAUCCAGGCUGACCGAGGCGUUAGCCAACUACGACCCCGUGUUAAACGAAUAUUUUUUCGACAGACAUCCGGGCGUGUUCGCUCAAAUUCUCAAUUAUUAUCGUUCAGGGAAACUUCACUACCCGACAGACGUGUGUGGACCUCUUUUCGAGGAGGAGUUAGAAUUCUGGGGACUGGACUCCAACCAGGUUGAACCGUGUUGCUGGAUGACUUACACCAGCCAUCGAGAUACACAAGAUGUCCUCACCAUACUCGACCGCCUUGAUUUGGACACUGAUAAACCCACGGAAGAGGAUAUCAUGAAAAAGUUUGGUCUAGAGGACGAAUAUAAAUCGGGAGAAUUAAAUUGUUGGCAACGAAUUCAACCAAAAAUUUGGGCUUUAUUCGAUGAGCCUUAUUCAUCUACUGGAGCAAAGAUUAUAGCAGUUAUAUCAGUGUUCUUCAUAGUUAUCUCCAUCUUAUCUUUUUGUUUGAAGACUCAUCCUGACAUGCGAGUCCCCGUCUUAUUCAACACCACAUCAAAGAUGGCCGACGGCAACACCACUUGGCGAUUACAGAAAAAAGAAACGGAACCGCACGAAGCGUUCUUCUAUAUCGAGUGUGCUAGCAACGCCUGGUUUACCUUUGAAAUCAUCAUACGUUUCAUCGUGGCCCCUACGAAAUUAGAUUUUUUACGGGCUCCUGUGAACAUCAUUGACAUAGUGGCCACUUUGUCUUUUUAUUUAGAUUUUAUGCUGACCAAGCUUCAGCAAGAAAGUGACAUUUUAGAAUUCUUUAGUAUUAUUCGUAUCAUGAGAUUGUGUAAGCUCACGCGGCAUAGUGCAGGAUUAAAAAUCCUGAUCCAUACAUUCAAGGCUAGUGCAAAGGAACUAAUUCUUCUCAUCUUUUUCUUGGUCUUGGGUAUUGUGAUCUUCGCUGCCCUGAUAUACUAUGCGGAAAAAAUCCAAUACAACCCCGAAAAUGACUUUGAGUCCAUACCUGUGGGCUUAUGGUGGGCUAUCGUUACCAUGACUACCGUAGGCUAUGGAGAUAUGGCACCAAAGACAUAUGUAGGGAUGUUUGUGGGAGCUCUAUGUGCAUUAGCUGGUGUGUUGACCAUAGCUCUACCCGUUCCUGUAAUCGUCAGCAACUUUGCUCUCUUCUACUCACAUACUCAAGCACGCUCUAAACUACCCAAAAAACGUAGGAGAGUCUUACCAGUCGAGGCACCACGACCCAAAGGACCUAAACCAAUGGGAGGCGGUGGGCCUGGAGGAGCCCAGAAUCGCAGGAUGAACGCCAUCAAACACAAUCAUCAAGGUUCGCUAGACGUGAAGGUCAAUCGAAUAGUGCAAGGAGGAGCCUUGCAGGAGUUAAUGCCAUUCCGUAGUAAGUCAACCUUUCUCGGUACUGCUUGCAUGUCUCUUUACAAAACUUCCCAAUGGAUGAUUUUUCAACUUCGCUUGAUGCAUAGUUAUGAUUUUUGA
Molecule: messenger RNA, 1578 nt
Organism: Lottia gigantea (owl limpet)
Lineage: Eukaryota; Metazoa; Mollusca; Gastropoda; Lottiidae
Exons: 4
Coding region: 1-1578 (525 amino acids)
Biological process (GO): potassium ion transmembrane transport; protein homooligomerization
Cellular component (GO): voltage-gated potassium channel complex; neuronal cell body membrane; axon
Molecular function (GO): delayed rectifier potassium channel activity; protein binding
Source: RefSeq, a predicted model, not a curated record